ACUGCAGCUUCUCUUCACCCACGACACACCUGGACUACCCCUCCCGUCUACGUUACGCCCCCAAUCGGCGUGCUCCUGGCCCCCUUCCUAAUACCUGGCGGCAGUCCAUAAUGGAGAGCAAUAAGGACGAAGCCCUCAAGUGCCUCGCGAUCGCGCAGAAGCACCGGAACGCAGGCAACUACGCCUCCGCCAAGCGCUUCUGCCAGAAAUCUAUUUCCCUCUUCUCCACCGCAGAGGCCGUAAAGCUCCUCGAGGUCGUCGAAGCCGAGGCGAAGGACGCAGAGUCAUCGGGCGCGUCUGGGUCGCAAGGUGGCGCGAGCGCCAGCUCGUCCGCGGCGGAGACGCACCCGUCGGCCGCGGGCGCACGACAAAGGCAUACAGCGGAUGGCAAGGCGAACGGAGACGCUGCGGGAGGGAGUGCGUCGAAGAAGAGCUAUACCCCGGAGAACCUCGCUGUCGUCAACCGAGUACGGGCCUGCAAGGUGACGGAGUACUAUGAGAUUCUUGAGCUCAAGCGGGACUGCGAGGAGGUAGAAGUGAAAAAGGCCUAUCGCAAGCUCGCUCUGGCGUUGCAUCCGGACAAGAAUGGCGCACCAGGUGCUGAUGAGGCGUUCAAGAUGGUCUCGAAGGCCUUCCAAGUUCUGUCAGAUCCUCAGAAACGAGCGGCGUACGAUCAGCAUGGGUCCGAUCCGGAGUCAAGAUUCAGUGGCAUGUCCUCGUCAGGUCCCUCGUUCGCUCGAGGUGGAUUCGGUGGCGGCGGUGGCCAGGCGUUCGAAAGCGAGAUCAGCCCCGAAGACUUGUUCAACAUGUUCUUCGGUGGUGGUGGUAUGCAAAUGAACGGCGGAUCGUUCGGCGGUGGGCCGUUUGGCGGACCAAUGUUCACUGCGACGUUUGGUCCUGAUGGAUUCCGGACAACCCGUAUGCGUGCGAACCCAAGAAGAAAUGAGCAGCGGCAAGAAGAGCCCCGCUCGAUGUGGAUGCAGCUCAUGCCUCUGUUCCUCCUCUUCGCUUUCUCCCUUCUCAAUGCUCUCCCCAGUCUGUUCAGCACACCACCGACACCCGAUCCUCGCUUCUCUUUCUCUCCCUCUGCGCGAUACAACGUCGAGCGUACGACCGGCGGCCUCAACGUGAAAUACCAUGUCAACGCUGCGGAGUUCUCAGGACAUCCCAUCGCCGCCGAACUAGCACGCAGUGAUAAUCAGCCGGGACCAAAGCUCCGCCAGUUCGAGACCAACAUCGAGCGCGCGUAUACGAACGACUUGUUCGUGCAAUGUCAGCGAGCGAUAGACCACAAGCAGAGGAGGAAAGAGCAGGAGGUCGGUGUCUUUGGGAUUGGUACAGACUGGGAGAAGGUGAAGAAGAUCGAAGCGGAGCCCAUAGAGAGUUGCAAUAGGCUACGGGAGCUGGGUUUGUUGAAGUAGCAGUACCAUGUCAUCAUCACCCCAUGCGCACUGACGGGAUAAGGCACAUAUUGUAUGACUUCUGACACAGGCCCUCAGGAUACACUUUCCAAUCGUGUAUUUAUUCCUUUCUAUGCGUUCUUGUUCUAUUUGAGGUUGGAUAGCAGAUACAUGACGCGCCGGGUCCGGUCCAGAAGGCGGUCGCGACUCGGCAUAGACGCGUGUGAUACCGCAGUGUUUCGCAAUCGCUCAUGGUGGGGACGGUGGCAAGCAAUGAGAUUGCGAAUGGGUUACAUUACUAUCCCAGGUUCAUUGCGACUCCUGCUGCUUGGCGCGCUCAAGCUUAAGGUAGUACUCCUCCUGUUGCUGAACACGCUUGAGAUGUACGCCAUACCAGAAUGCGUAGCCCGCGCUGACACCGAGGCCGAGGGCAGUGGUGAGGUCAAGCCAGAAGCGCUUCCUGAGCUUUCCGGUGAUGGGUGCGAUGGACAUGGUAGUGUUUUGGUGUCGGGGAAGGGACGACGACGACGGCGAGGGCAAAGUCG
Dichomitus squalens LYAD-421 SS1 is the source of this 1945-nucleotide messenger RNA. Its product is annotated as DnaJ-domain-containing protein. The record is from RefSeq and is a predicted model, not a curated record. Gene Ontology annotation, cellular component: endoplasmic reticulum membrane. The transcript is spliced from 7 exons. Gene Ontology annotation, biological process: cellular response to misfolded protein. NCBI's taxonomy places the organism in Eukaryota, Fungi, Basidiomycota, Agaricomycetes, Polyporales, Polyporaceae. Gene Ontology annotation, molecular function: Hsp70 protein binding. Bases 111 to 1421 code for a protein of 436 amino acids.